Molecule: messenger RNA, 3377 nt
Organism: Malus domestica (apple)
Lineage: Eukaryota; Viridiplantae; Streptophyta; Magnoliopsida; Rosales; Rosaceae
Product: protein argonaute 2-like
Biological process (GO): regulatory ncRNA-mediated post-transcriptional gene silencing
Cellular component (GO): cytoplasm
Molecular function (GO): RNA endonuclease activity; RNA binding; protein binding
Source: RefSeq, a predicted model, not a curated record
GGCUUCCACUACCAACGGUCUUCUCGGCGGUUGACCCUUCGCGACCAAGGCAAUCGAGCAAGGGCAAGAUGGUCAUUCAAUCUGCACCCUCGCAUAUAAGAAGAAAAAGAAGAAAGGAGUGAAAUUUGAGGCCACUUUUCUCUCGAUUUUUUGAGUUCGCUCCCGAUUUUUCCAAUGGAAAGCAGCGGCGGCGGCGAAUGGCGAAAAGGAAGAUGGAGAGACAGUGACGGCGAUGAAAGAGGGAGUGGAGGAGACAAAGAGAUAGGAAGAGGCGGUUGGGGAAGUUAUGGUGGUUCCAGGGGUGGUGGUGGUAGAGGGUCCCAGUACCACCGUCAACAACCACCGCAGGAGCAGCAUGAUAACAAGUGGGGCCGUCCGGGGAGACCUUCUCCAUGGAGCGGUAGGCCCAACAGAGCGUGGGUGUCCACAGCGCCCACCCCUGCAUCUCCAGCCCUAGCGAACUCUCCUCCUACUUCCCCUCCUCCUCCUGAUACUUUUGUUCCUCGAUUGCGAUCUCUGGAAAUUUCGAAACAGACGCCUCCUUCAUCUUCUUCGGGCAAUGCAGACAAGAAUCUCUCAGCAAAACGGCCAGACAACGGAGGCACAAAAGCUAUCCAAACUGUUAUGCUUCGUUCUAAUCAUUUUAAUAUCUCGUUCAAUCCUGAGAGUAUCAUAAUGCACUACGGUGUUGAUGUCAAAUCAGAGACCCCUGCUCCUAAUCAUAUGAAAAUUUCCAAGUCUGAGCUCUCUGCAAUCAGGAAGAAGCUAUCCUCUGAUAAACCUACGGACUUUCCAUUGUCAAGUACUGCAUACGAUGGUGAAAAGAACAUCUUCAGUGCAGUGCGGUUGCCCACUGGAUCAUUUAAGGUAGAGGUUCCUGAUGAAGAAGACACGCGGUUUACUACAUACAUAUUUACUAUAAAGUUAGUAAACGAGCUCAAGCUUUGCAAGUUGAAGGAGUACAUGAGUGGCCACCUAUUGUCUAUCCCUCGUGAUAUAUUACACGGUAUGGAUUUGGUGAUGAAAGAGAAUCCAAGUAGGCGCUUGAUUGCUGUUGGGCGAAACUAUUACCCUGUGGAUACUAGUCUAAACGAUGACCUUGGACAUGGUAUUUCUGCAUCUAGAGGGUUUCAAGAUUCUGUAAGGCUCACUUCCCAAGGUCCUUCCCUGUGUCUUGACUACUCAGUCCUGGCAUUUUAUAAGCGCUUGCCAGUUAUAGAUUUUCUCCAAGAGCAGAUUACGGGUUUUACUUUAAAUAAUUUCGAGAGGUUUAGGAGAGAGGUUGAGCGUGUGUUGAGAGGACUGAAAGUAACUGUGAUGCACCGUAAAACCAAGCAAAAGUACAUCAUCAAGGGGCUGACUGAUAAGAAUGCAGGAGAUAUUACAUUUUAUGAUGUAGACAUAGAUGGCCAGUUUCCGCCAAGGAAAGUUAGACUUGUCGAUUAUUUCAGGGAAAGAUACAAGGGAAUCCAGUAUAAAGACAUUCCUUGCUUGGAUUUGGGGAAAAAUGGUAGAAGGAACGAUACACCUAUGGAGUUCUGUGUGUUAGCUGAGGGGCAAAAGUAUUCAAAGGAGCGCUUGACAGAAGCAGCCAUGAUGUUGAGGAGUAGGUCAUUGGCUCAACCGCGUGAUAGGCAGAGGAAGAUAUGCGACAUUAUACAAUCUGAUGAUGGACCCUGUGGUGGUGGCAUAAUUGAAAAUUUUGGAAUUGAAAUUAACAAGAAUAUGACACCAGUAACAGGGCGUGUCAUUGGCCCACCAGAAUUGAAGUUCGGUGCUUCUGAUGGCAAGGUGAAUAAGGUAACCGUUGACAGAGAGAAAUGCAACUGGAAUCUGAUUGGAAAGUCUGUAAUGGAAGGAAAACCAAUCAAUCGCUGGGCUUUACUUGACUUCACCUGUCAUGAUCGAUUUGUACUGAACCACGGCUUCAUCCCAAAGCUCAUCAAUCGGUGCAAUGAGCUGGGAAUCAGAAUGGAAGAGCCUCUUUCAUACCAAGGCACUACAAUGAGACCCUUCUCUAGUGUUCAGAUGCUUCGCCAGGUACUUGAAAGUGUUAAUGAAGAGGUACACAAGAAAGGAAAAGGCUACUUGCAAUUAAUUAUUUGUGUAAUGCCUAGAAGAGAUCCUGGUUACAAGUAUCUGAAGUGGAUCUCCGAGACUCAAAUUGGUAUAGUGACACAGUGCUGCUUGUCAAAUAUGGCCAACAAAGCAAAUGAAAAGUAUCUUGGAAACCUUGCACUUAAGAUUAAUGCAAAGCUUGGAGGUAGUAAUGUAGAGCUAAUUGAUCGGCUCCCCCUCUUUGGGGGUGCAGGCCAUGUUAUGUUUAUGGGGGCCGAUGUCAAUCAUCCUGCUGCGCAAAACAAAAAAAGUCCAUCAAUUGCGGCUGUUGUUGCCACUGUAAACUGGCCUGCUUUGAAUCGUUAUGCUGCACGAGUUCGACCCCAGCAACACCGUAGCGAAAGGAUAUUGAGUUUUGGAGACAUGUGCCUGGAGCUUGUUGAAACUUAUGAGCGAUUGAAUAAAGUCAAGCCAGACAGAAUUGUUGUCUUCCGUGAUGGAGUCAGUGAGGGCCAGUUUGAUAUGGUUCUAAAUGAAGAGUUACUAGAUAUGAAGAGGGCUUUCGGAUGUAAAAAAUACUAUCCUACCAUAACACUUGUUGUUGCCCAAAAGCGGCACCAUACUCGUUUGUUUCUAGAGAAUGUGAAGGAUGGGAGUCCAACAUGCAAUGUGUUACCGGGAACUGUUGUGGAUACAACAAUCGUGCACCCGUUUGAGUUUGACUUUUAUCUUUGCAGUCAUUAUGGAUCCCUCGGAACAAGCAAACCCACACACUACUAUGUUCUUUGGGAUGAGCAUAGGUUUACCUCUGACCAAUUGCAGAAGCUCAUUUAUGACUUAUGCUUCACCUUAGCAAGGUGUACUAAACCUGUAGCUUUGGUACCACCGGUAUACUAUGCUGACCUUGUUGCAUAUAGAGGGCGGUUAUACCAUGAGAGUAUCGAGCGACAGUCUCGAGAUUCAGUAUCUUCCUCCUCCUACUAUUCCUCAUCAUCAUCAGCAGCAGCAGCAUUGGCAUCGUCACCACACUCAGUGGCUUCUCUAGAUGAUAAGUUUUAUAAAUUGCAUGCUGACCUGGAAAACAUAAUGUUUUUCAUAUGAAGGUCGAAGCUCGUUCCCAUGAUCUAUUUUUUUUUUGUGGAACAGGACGGAUAUGGUUCUGUAAGUUGGCAAACCAGGAUGCAAUUCCAACUUCCUGAAAAAGGGUUUGUGUGUGAAUCUAAUGGUUUUUUUAAUCGAAAUGGUAUGUUAAGCAUUUUCAUUGUAGUUAGUAUGUUAGAUCUUGUGUGUUCUUUAGUGGUUCCAAAUCGUUUUGAGCA